AUGGCCUCCGGGGAACCCAGACAAGAGAAGAAGCGCAAAGAGUCUAUCAUUGACUUGUCAAAAUAUCUGGACAAACGAAUCCGCGUGAAAUUUACGGGUGGUCGCGAGGCUACUGGCAUCCUCAAGGGUUGCGAUAACUUACAGAACAUGGUUUUGGACAACACAACAGAGUACCUCCGCGAACCGGACGAUCCUUCGAGACUGUCGGAAGACACCCGAGAACUUGGUCUUGUAGUGUGUCGGUGAGUUAUUCAAUUGUAUGUCGCACCUGGUCCUGUUGCUCUCCGAGUGCGUAUAGCGCAUGCCUGAGAGGAUUUGCUCCAGAAUAUCAUAUUAUCCCACUAUAGGCUGGGAAUGUUGCAUCCUCGAUCAAAACCACCCUCUGGUCAGAGCCAGUGGAGCAAUACAUCCAUGGCAGCUAGCGACUGGAGGUGGAACAGAUGGGUCUAACUGCCGGACAUCCCUAUUUCUGUCCGUACUAGGUUGACCAAUUAAGGAAUUAUUGAUAAGGUCGGUACAAUGUCUGUUGCAACAAAAGUUCAAAAUGACCUGCUCUAGCAUUGAUAAGGUCGAGGGGUUUUUCGAUCUUACUACAUAUGGCAGGAGAAAGUUCUGUUAUAGAUGACCCCCACUGGCUUUGGAGGCCGUUUCAAAGCGUUGUGGUACAGAAUAGAAGGCCGGGCCUCACCGAACUUCGUACUCGGAUUAGCUUUGUUCUCUUUAGUGACAUGAUAAAUGUUAUUCGUAACUUAAAUCCUAUUACUUCCUGCAACCCGUUUAUUACCUGUCUGGGUCUUGGAAAUAAUCUUAAGUUACUACCUUCCUAAACAUAAUCGCGCUCCUGUAAAGGGCUUUCAACCCUAGAGGAACUUAGACCAAAAAUGAAGUUUCCACUGGAACCUAGUUUCACUAAUCUGCCGGUCUCCUCCGAUGCCACUGAAACUCGACAGAUUUCCUCAUCUACAGAUAUUUUGUCUUUAUUUUAUGUCCUGGUUUAGUUUUCUACCGAUCAACUAAGCUAUCAACUAGUUUGCAGUGCAUCCAAAUCAAACAUUCUUGGGUGUCUGCUUUUAACGUUCGCUUACAGCCCAGAGUAGGGGUUGGACACGGGAAUGUGGAUCCCUCGUAUUACAUGUGGUCUUGCUCUGAAUUCCAGAGGGGGUGAGGGUUAGGAUUAGUGUUGGAGUUAUGGCUAAUACCAAGGUUAGUGUUGAGAUUGGGUUUAUGGGGACUGGUGUUAGGGCUAAAGUUUAAACAAAGGAAUCGGAGCCUCCGUAUUUAGGGCGAGACCAUCGAUAGUACUGGGGGUGGGGGCAUAUUCCCGUUUCCGACCUAAGUAGACUCAUCUAGUCCCUCCAGGGAGCAAAUUAUUUUGUAGCUUGACGGCUUCAUCAGUUAUCUUCCCCAACGUGUGACGAAUAGACGCUCCCUGGACUUGUGCUGGGGAACCCGGAGGAAAUUUUAGAUGUUUCUAUUAUACCUCCCGACUUGCCAGUGUGCGUCAAAUGUCAGCACCUUUUUUGUAAAAAAAACCCAACUUCCGCACAUGGAACAGAGUUUACGUUCGCGUGUCAUCUUUCUGUGUGCUAUUCUCUUCAUUCCACUUCAGCGGACCAUCGGUAGAACUAGUUUGUCCCGCCGACGGAAUGGAGGCAAUCGCGAAUCCCUUUGCGCAGGCUGAAUAA
Molecule: messenger RNA, 1685 nt
Organism: Spirometra erinaceieuropaei
Lineage: Eukaryota; Metazoa; Platyhelminthes; Cestoda; Diphyllobothriidea; Diphyllobothriidae
Source: the annotation of a GenBank genome assembly